GGCCUCCGCGCCGGGCCCGAGCGGGGCCGGGGAGCAGCGGGGCGCCCCGCUAUGGCGGGGGGUCGGGAGCACCGAGUGGGGCCCGGGGACACUUUGCCGGGACUGGCGCUGCGCUACGGAGUGACGAUGGAGCAGAUCAAACGCGCCAACCGCCUCUACACAUCGGACACCAUUUUCCUGAAGCCCACCCUCCUCAUCCCCCCCCCGGGGUGCCCCACUGAGGCUCCCAUGGGGUCGGCGCCGUCGGACCCCACAACCGCCACCGCCGCCACCACCACUGCCGCGCCGCCCCACGACCUCACGGCCACCGACUUCCUGCGCCGCCUCGACGCCGACAUCGGCCGCUCCAAAGCAGCGGUGGUGGAACAGCGGCUGCGCACCGGUGUCCCCGAGGCCGCCGUCCCGCUCCCCCCCCCGGGGCCGUCCCUGCGGGGUCCCCAACUCGGCGCUCAGCCCCUCACCCGGACACGGCGGGCGGCCGCACUGCGCGACACCGAGGAUGAGAUCUUCACGUUGUGAGCGUGGGGACACCGCUGUGGCCGUGGGGACACCGCUGUGGCCGUGGGGACACCGCUGUGGCCGUGGGGACGCCGUGACUGCGGGGAUGGGACGCAGGGGGGGCUCCUGUCGGGUCGUGCCCCACUUUGGGGUCAGCCAAACCCGAGGACUGCAGCCUCCCUCUCGCACUGGGAUGGGGUUCACCCGGUGAUGCUUUCCCUCUGAUCCUAUUUAUUUGUAUGGCUUUGUCCUUUGGGGUCUUUGUCCCUUUGGGGUCUUUGCCUUCCGGGGUGUUUUUGGGGCUGGGGUCGGGGUCGGUCACCCGUGGGUUUCCCACCCUGCAACGUGUAAAUAAAAGGGAGCUCUGUGUGUCACCCCACGGGACGCGGCACUGUCCCAGCUGUGGGGUCACCAUCACGGUUA
Messenger RNA from Gallus gallus (chicken), 921 nucleotides. It is a transcript of the gene LYSMD1, whose product is annotated as LysM domain containing 1. NCBI's taxonomy places the organism in Eukaryota, Metazoa, Chordata, Aves, Galliformes, Phasianidae. The transcript has 4 exons. The record is from RefSeq and is a predicted model, not a curated record. The coding region runs from base 52 to 519 and encodes 155 amino acids.